Molecule: messenger RNA, 740 nt
Organism: Mauremys mutica (yellowpond turtle)
Lineage: Eukaryota; Metazoa; Chordata; Testudines; Geoemydidae
Product: gamma-crystallin B-like
Exons: 3
Coding region: 132-653 (173 amino acids)
Biological process (GO): visual perception; lens development in camera-type eye
Molecular function (GO): structural constituent of eye lens
Source: RefSeq, a predicted model, not a curated record
AGCUAUCCCUGUAACAGAUUUCACUUGAGGCCAGCAACAAUUGCAGUCAGGCAAAAAGUGGAGCGGCUGCAAAGCAUUCAACAACAGGAUGUGAAGUUAGAACCCCUUUGGAACAAGCCUCCAGCCAAAACAUGAAGAUCACCCUUUUUGAGGACAGAAACUUCCAGGGCCGCUCCGUUGAGUGCAGCAGUGACCGGCCGGAUUUUCAAAGUCAGCUCAGCCGCUGUAACUCCGCCCGCGUGGAAAGUGGCUGCUUCAUGCUCUAUGAACGUCCCAACUUCCAGGGACAGCAGUUCUUUCUGAAACGGGGGGAUUAUCCUGACAUGCAGUCUGAGGGUUUCAGCACCUCCAUUAAGUCCUGCCGGAUGAUCCCACCUCACAGGGGCACCUACAGGAUAAAGAUCUAUGAGAAGGAGGAUCACAGAGGCAACAUGGUAGAGUUAACCGAGGACUCUCCGCAAGUCAUGGACCAGCUACGUUCCCCUGAGAUGCUCUCUUGUUCUGUGCUGGAGGGGCACUGGAUCUUUUACGAAUUGCCGAAUUACAGAGGCCACCAGUACCUGCUGAGGCCAGGGGAGUACAGGAGAUUCAGCGAGUGGGGCGCUAUGAGUGGCAGAGUCGGCUCUUUGAGACGUGCCACUGAUCUCUACUGAAUCAAGACGCCUUUUGCCUGGAAGGGUCUCAAUGAAUAAAAUGCUUUAGCAACCAUUGUGCUCUCAGCGUGCUGUUGUAAGUGUACU